AUGCCACCAAGAAGAUCGCAUAAGAAAUCCAAAGCCGGCUGCCAAAGAUGCAAGCACAGGAAAAUCAAAUGUGAUGAAAAACAUCCUUUGUGUGGAAAUUGUAAAAAGCAUGGCGUUUCAUGUGAUUUUGGUGAUAUGCCUUCAUCACCUGAUUCACCAGCUUUCCCACCUCCAACGCUUGUCCAUCAAAGUUCCGAAGGCUCGGUCAACCAAGCCUCAUCACCGGCGUCUACCACUUCUUCUAUAAUGCCCUUCUACCGGUCCCCUUCAAUGACAGCCAGAGCUCACGGUAACUCAAUACAUGAUCGAUCACUUGAGCUCAGGCUAAUGCAUCAUUAUACUGCAACGACUUCGAAAACUCUUUCUAAUGAUGAAACUCAGGACGUUGCCUGGUCUGUGAACGUACCAUCACUCGCUUAUGACUCCCCAUAUCUAAUGGAUGCUAUCCUUGCCGUUUCUGCUCUACAUUUACGUAUAUUACAGCCCGAAGAUCGAAGUCUUGCACGUGCAUCACAUAGUUAUAUGGCAUCAGCGCUUGCUCAAUAUUCUUCUCUUUUGAGCCAGGGCCCAUCUCAAAGCAAUGCAGAAGCACUUUUUUGUACAGCUGCCCUCAUCGCUUUCCAAGCAUCGGCAUCCCGUUGUGUCGAGAAUGGAAUUGAUGGGGAUUCUGACAGUGGUUACGUCCUACCACUUGCUUGGUUUCAUUCUUUCCAGGGAGUUAAGACAAUCGUUAUAACUUCCUGGCAUUGGUUACGAAAUUCGGCCAAGAUCUUUCCGAUCAUCAAUGGGCAGCCUCCAUUAAUACUAGAUUUUGAUCCUGAGCGCCGAGGAUUCUUUGCUUUUUUACUCGAGGGUAUUGACCAUGUAUCGAAUUCGGAGGAUGCUUCUAUAGAUGCAGAUACAAAGCAGGCAUACGAACAUGCUGUUGCCAUGCUUAACUGGUCCCAUCAAAAACCAGAGCGAGCUCGGAUUCUCAGUUUUGCGGCAACUGUAACACGUCGUUAUAUUGACCUACUGAAGAGACAGGAUCCUCGUGCUUUGGUUAUUGUGUCGUGUUUUUUCGCUAUGACACGUAUCGUUGAUGAUAUCUGGUGGCUCCAGGGUGUAGCCAAAAGAGAAGUGACAGGAAUUUUUAGUUUAUUGCCGGAAGAGUGGUGGCCAAAGAUGGACUGGCCAAUGCGAAUUGCAUAUUUCGAAGGAAGGUUAGAUGAGGAUACAUGGGGUUCUUGUUGGCAUACAGAAGGGACGCCAAAACGGGAAGAAGGAUUCAACGGCAAUCUCAUCUCACACAUCGACAUGUUGGCUAAAAUUAUGAAUGCUGCACCACCACCAGACUAA
Molecule: messenger RNA, 1338 nt
Organism: Botrytis fragariae
Lineage: Eukaryota; Fungi; Ascomycota; Leotiomycetes; Helotiales; Sclerotiniaceae
Product: putative c6 zinc finger protein
Exons: 3
Coding region: 1-1338 (445 amino acids)
Biological process (GO): regulation of transcription by RNA polymerase II
Molecular function (GO): DNA-binding transcription factor activity, RNA polymerase II-specific; zinc ion binding
Source: RefSeq, a predicted model, not a curated record